AUGUCGACUAUUCAGAAUUUAAAUACCACUCAAGAGCAAUCUGGGGACAACGACACUCAAGAGGAGGGUCUGGUGCACAUUCGCCUGCAGCAGCGUAGCAGCCGAAGGAUGAUCACCAUCGUGCAGGGCCUGUCCGAGAUCUUUGACCUCAAGAAGAUUGUGCGCGCAUGCCGGAAGGAGUUCUUGUGCGACGGCACCGUCACCGAUGAACCGCAGCAGGGGCAGCUCAUAAAGCUGAAGGGGGAUCAGCGCGAGAACAUUUGCCAGUGGCUGAUCGACACGGAGAUCUGCAAGCCCGAGCAGCUGAAGCUGCACUGAAGA
Molecule: messenger RNA, 321 nt
Organism: Drosophila subobscura
Lineage: Eukaryota; Metazoa; Arthropoda; Insecta; Diptera; Drosophilidae
Product: eukaryotic translation initiation factor eIF1-like
Exons: 1
Coding region: 1-318 (105 amino acids)
Biological process (GO): translational initiation
Cellular component (GO): eukaryotic 43S preinitiation complex
Molecular function (GO): ribosomal small subunit binding; translation initiation factor activity; RNA binding
Source: RefSeq, a predicted model, not a curated record